This is a messenger RNA of Chara braunii, 2933 nucleotides long. NCBI's taxonomy places the organism in Eukaryota, Viridiplantae, Streptophyta, Charophyceae, Charales, Characeae. The record is from the annotation of a GenBank genome assembly.
AGACGAGAGAAGCGGGCUGAUUUCCUCUACUAUGGAUGGGGAUAUCUACGAUAAAUUUGGGGAGGCCAUUAACAGAAGGCUUGGAGGAGUGAGGGCUGAAGCCCAACGAAGAGCGGCAGCGGGACCACCGCCCCCUGCCAUGUUCAGGCUAUGGCAGGAAAAGGAGGAACCACCGUUUGGGGUGGAAGAAGUGGGAAGUGAUGAGGAAGUGACUCAAGGGCUACGAGGAGGAAGUGAGACGGAAGAGGCCAUAAUCAUCGAGUCAGAUGACGAGGAGGAGGAGGAAAGAACGGAGCCUCCGUCCGUCUUAUUUGAGAAGAUGAAGGACUUGCUGGAUAAGAUGGGGAGGUACCAACAAAAGUUGGUGGGCCUCUGUAAAGAAGUGAAAGGAUGGAGGUCUAACAUCCCCACAGUAUUCCUCUAUGACUCUGGCCCGGAGUCAGCGCCUGGGCGACCCGGAGUAAAUAUGGUGGGGUCGUGCCCUCAACCAGGGAUAAGGGGGAGACCCCUCACUCCGCAAGCCCGGCUGGCACAGGCAGCGCGAACGAGGAAUCAAGCCAAGGCCAGUACCAGCCAAGAGCCUCCAAGGGGGGAACACGAACCAGGGAGAAGGAAGGAGGCUGUGGAAGUAGAGGACGACGAUGAAGAAGAGGAAGAGGACGAGAGGCUGCGCAGAGAAGAGGAUCAGAGAGCGGAGCAGCGGGCAAGGAAAAAGGGGAUCAGGGGAGAGGCCGAACUGGUCAUACAGCAUGGACCACCCAAAAAGAAGAAAUACGCGGUCCGGUUGGAAGAAGGAUUUGACGUAGAGAAGGUGAUUGACCGGCUGCUGGAAGGGCAUAAUGACCUCAUGACCCUGAAGGAAAUCCUAGCGUCAGCCCCGCGACUCCGCGAUGAACUGAAGGGGAGAUUAUCACGGCGCCUGGUGUCCAAUGUCCAUCUGGGUACGAUCUUGCUCAAGGAGGCAGAGUGGGCAGAGUCAGACCUUUACUCAGGAUACGAUCAGUUCUCAGUCUACCCGCCGGAUAGGCCGGUGACAGCUAUGCACACACCGCGAGGAUUAGUCCACAUGAACGUGGCCCCACAAGGGUGGACCAACGCAGUAGCAAUAGUCCAACGAGCCAUGAUUCGGGCCAUGCAGUCAGUCAGCCCCCAUAUCACACAGCCAUACAUUAACGAUUUGGCAGUGAAGGGGUCGGCGACGAAACAGAGCGACGAAGUCUCACCAGGGGUAAGGCGCUUUGUCUGGAAGUACAUUCAGGACCUCGAAAAGGUCCUGAGCCUGCUCGAAGUGCUCGAAGAGCAUAACCUCACGGCAAGCGGGGCCAAAUCCAGACACUGCAUGAGGGAAGCGACUAUCUUGGGGAUAGUCUGCAAUGAGAAGGGCCGAAGGCCGGAUGUGAAGAAGACGGACAAGAUUACUGAGUGGCCAGUUCCGUUCCACUCAGUAACUGAUGUCAGGAGCUUCCUUGGUACGUGUGGAUUUUGGAGGGCCUUCGUCAAAAACUUUGCCGCUAAGACUGAACACCUGAGGAAGUUCGUCCGUCAGGAUCAGGAAUGGGUAUGGGGUGAGGAACAAGAAGAGGUGGUAGCAACACUGAAGGAGGAAUUUCGAGAAGGAGGAUUGGUGUCAGGAGCGCCAGAUUAUGACGCCACAGAGACGCGACCCUUCAUUGUCGAGAUGGAUGCGGGACCGACUGCCUUAGGGGGAGUUCUAAUUCAGGCAGACAUGGAAGGGAAGGAAAGACCCUUGCGAUUUGAGAGCCGGACUCUCUGUACGACGGAGAGGAACUACUCUCAGUUCAAGAGGGAGACCCUUGCUGUCCUCCAUUGUCUGCGAAUCUUCUGGAAUUAUAUCUUUGGCAGGAGGUCUGACUUUACGAAGACAGCCAUGCCAAGAGGAGGGAAGGGGACACGGCCGCCUCAGAGGCCGUUGGGCGCAUCAGGAGGAUAUGAGCGGCAUGGGCCUCGCCAACGAGAGAGUACUCCAGUCUACAAUGAUGGGGACAUUGAGCUAUUCCUGGACAGUUUCUGGGAGCAUGCGAGGCGUAUGGGCUGGACCGUCACUCAGGCGAUUGAGAGAUUGAGGGGAGCAGAGGUUGCAGGGGAGCUCCCGGAGCAGCAGCAGGAGAGGCAGAGAUCGGAGGCAGCAGGAGCACUCCCGGGUCAGCCGCCCAGCGCGUCAGCCAAGGCCCCAGAAAUUCCUGAAAUGUGGAGAGACUUCUGGGAGCAGAGAGGAGAGGAGCUUCCAUCGCCAGUCAGAGCCGGGUUUGGGGUGGCCAGGAAGGCGGAAGAAAGGUUAGAUCGUAAAAUCAAGUUCCUGGCCAAGACCACUUUUGACCGGCACUUGUUAUUGAAGGGCGAUCUGGCGGGGAAAAAAAUGAAGGAAGCCAGCCAUGGAGUACGUCUGGAGGCUAUGGAGGUGGAAAUUCAGGAACUUAGGGCUUUGGUGGCCAGCCAGGCAGCUAUCAUUGAGAGCCUGAGGCAGCAAACCCAGGGAAAGGUGGACAGACCAGAGAGCAGCCGGCAGGGAGAGCAGAGGCAGCCAGGACAGCCAUCUGCGACAGAGCCUCGCCAGGAGCCGCCUAUGGGGAGAGUUAUCCUGGAGCCAGAGGAGGCGAGAGCGCAGAGACAGGCAGAGAGAGAGGCGUUCGAGUUUAGAGCCCCUACUGAGCUCGCGAUGCUACCGGUGGCGGCGGCAGGCCCAGUCGUACCUUUGGCAGUAAAGGAGGGGCUGCCACCAUCUAGCAGUGAGCCGGCUCAGGGCUCGGCAGAGGGAUCCAUGAGCGUGCUCCUUGAGGCGGUGCAUACUAUGCAGGAGGAGGUGAGUUUGUUUUCACCUGAGUAGAGGAUAGAGGAACCCUUUGAGAGAGAGAUGGGGAUUGAGGAGGAGGGUGCCAUCGAGGGCAGACUCCAGAGGAUAGGCACACCUGAGU